Molecule: messenger RNA, 4518 nt
Organism: Motacilla alba alba
Lineage: Eukaryota; Metazoa; Chordata; Aves; Passeriformes; Motacillidae
Gene: NEDD1
Product: NEDD1 gamma-tubulin ring complex targeting factor
Exons: 15
Coding region: 163-2313 (716 amino acids)
Biological process (GO): mitotic cell cycle; microtubule nucleation
Cellular component (GO): spindle pole; pericentriolar material; centriole
Molecular function (GO): gamma-tubulin binding
Source: RefSeq, a predicted model, not a curated record
UAUUUUACCGGAUGAAAAUAACCAAAGUCCCUUUCUGUAAAAUUCAGCAUGACCAGGGUAACGGUUCUAUUGCAGGUCAGGAAACAGAUGCCGCAAUUCUCCACUACUUGGGGUCACUAUUAGUAAUGUAUUAACUACUAUCAUUUAUUUCGCUCUGUCGCCAUGACGUCCCCGUGUCCCGGAGGUACGGACACACAGACGCCGGCAGUGCUGGAUGCCUUUCGCUCAGCAUUGGAAUCUGAGUUUCCAGCUCGUAAGGCGGCAGACGUGGUGCCCCUCAAACCCAGUCUCGGCGUGUUUACUGCGUGGCCAGCGCCCCCUCCCUCCAGCAGAACAGGUGCAGCCAUGCAAGAAAGCAUACGUUUUGCAUCAUCAGGAGAUGACAUUAAAAUAUGGGAUUCCUCAUCUUUCACCGUGGUGGAGCAGUUCAACCCACAUACACCCUCACAUCCAGUCAGUUCACUGUGCUGGGCCAGCAAUAAUAGAUACCUGGCUAGUGCUUCUGCUGCUGGUGAUAAAAUAAUUGUUUCAAGCUGUAAAAGCAAACCUGUCCCACUCUUUGAAAUAGCUGAAGGAGCAAAACAGACAUGUGUGAGCUUGAAUGCUAGUUCUUCAUAUCUUGUCAGUGGAGGCCUUGAUAACACAGUUAAUAUCUGGGAUUUGAAGUCCAGAAAGAUUUACCGCAGCCUAAAGGAGCAUAAAGAUGAAAUCACGAGUGUUGCAUAUAAUUGGAAUGAUGGCUAUGUUGUUUCUGGAUCUUUGAGUGGUGAAAUCAUCCUACACAGUGUUACCACCAAUUUAUCAAGUAGUCCCUUUGGUUAUGGCAGCAGACAGCCUAUUCGACACUUGAAAUAUUCAUCCUUUAAGAAAUCCUUGCUGGGCACUGUUUCUGACAGUGGAAAUGUAACUCUCUGGGAUGUAAAUAGCCAGAGCCCAUAUCAUAAUUUUGAAAAUACUCAUAAGGCACCAGCCUCAGAAAUCUGCUUUUCUCCAGUCAAUGAGCUGCUGUUUGUAACUGUAGGUUUGGAUAAAAGAAUUAUUUUCUAUGACACUUUAGGUAAAAAGUUACUGAAAACAAUUGUAGCUGAUUUUCCUCUGACCACAGUAGACUUCAUGCCUGAUGGUACUACUUUGGCUAUAGGAUGUUCCCGGGGAAAGAUCUGCCAGUAUGACUUAAGACAACUGACAUCACCAGUGAAAGCAGUUACUGCUCACAAAGGCUGUGUGAAAUGCAUACGUCUUCAGUUCAGCAGCACUUUUUCCAAGUCUAACAUCACAGGUUCUUCAAAUAAACCUGUGUCCAAAAGAGUAGAAGUCAAAGCUGGUAGUAAUCUUGGAGGGAUUCAAAAUACUGGCAUCAAAAACAUCGCUUCUCAAGCAUCAGCAACAGUUUCCUCUCAUCUUACAUUGACAAAUGAGAAUAAGGGAGGAGAGAUUUUUCAGGAGAAAACAGCUUUUCCCCAUAGUUCCAGUUUGGAUGUCAUUCCAUCUAAAGAAGCAGAUCAUGGGAAAAGUGCUGAAUUAAGUAAUUUUGAGGAUUUGGGUCGAAGUAGUUUAGGAGACGUGUUUUCUCCAGUCAGAGAUGAUAUUAUUGCAAAUAAAGUGACUGAAGAUCCUCAAGGAAAUGGCUUGGAUUUCCAGUCCUACCUAUUGGGUUUGGAUUUUCUCCCGCAGCCUACCAUUGCCUUUCCAGUAAAAAGAAACCUAGUGGGCAGUAGUGCACAAGGAACACAGUCUAGCCCAUUACAUGCACUUGUGGGAUCUCCAAUUAAAGAAGAGGAGGAACUUCCAGAGACUGAUUCUAAGAAAAUAAGUCUUGGGAAACAAGAAUCUAAAGACAUCUUGAAGCAGGUUUCAAAAUCAAGCUUACCAAGCAUAGAACCUUCUUCACCAUCAUGUACUUCUGAUGCAAAUGAGAAACUAAUGAAGAAUAUUCAGGCCCGUCCUGCAUAUGAUCUACCAGUAAAUGGUACUACCUCAACAAGUUCAAAGAUAACAUCACCUGUCACUGCUGGAGUUGCAAGUUCGUUGUCAGAAAAAAUAGUAGAAACCAUUGGGAGUAGCAGACCGAAUGCACCUCUGACAGCAAUUCAAAUAAACUUCAUUCAGAAUAUGAUACAAGAAACAAUGGAUGACUUCAGAGAAGCAUGCCAUCGAGAUAUUGUGAAUUUGCAAGUGGAGAUGAUCAAGCAAUUCCAUAUGCAGUUGAAUGAAAUGCAUGCUUUACUUGAAAGAUACUCUGUCAAUGAAAGCUUAGUAGCUGAAAUUGAGAGACUGCGAGAGGAAAACAAAAGACUGAGGACUCACUUCUGAAAGAUUUGCAUUGCUGAUUUUAUUAGCGUGAACUCACUACAGGUGGUGUGUUGUCUCUGACAGAUCAUCUGUCAUCACUGAAGUAUUGUUUGAAGACCUGUUAUUUUGAACAUGAAUCUAUUCUCCUAAAUAACUAGUGUAAGAUACUUUGUGUAAUUAAAAAGUUUGUAGCAGAUAGGCACUGUAUAAAGAACAUUUGCACCCUCAUGCUGGCCACCUUGCAACGCAGCCUUCUAACAGAAAAACUCCAAGGACAAGUACGGUACUGGAGUUAGCAAUACGUAAAGUGCCUUUUCGUAAACAAAAUCAAACCAGGCCAGAUGCUUUUACUCUAAGAACUUUUUUAUAUAUACCUACUUUUCUAUCUGCUUCUUUAUUCUACUGCUGUCAGAAACAAUCACUACAGCUUGCCUUUUCACAUACUUUCCUUGAAGAAAAAGGGGAGUGAAAGCUCCUCUUUUGUGCACAACAUGGAGUCUUGUUUACAAAGAGCUGGAAAGUACAGUAGUCAGUUAAGUUUAUUCAGCUGGCAACUCUUCUGUCCUGAGUAAAACUAGAGCUUGAAAAUAUUCCCAAAUUCGGUGCCACAGUCUUUCUUACUGAAUUUAUAAGUUUGUUGUUGUUGCAAAUGCUACAUCAACUGCACAAUGAGAUUUUUUUGUUACUACUUUGGCUAUGAAUAUAUAAUUCUUUUUAUUUACAUGUAUUUGAAUGUUGUCAUAGCUUGUCUGAUUUGAAUGCAACUUUAGUCUUCAAAAUGUAAGUAUAUUAAUAAGAUAGCCAUUAAUAAUACAGCAAUGUGUAAUUGAAGUCUUUCAGUCUGACUCAAGCACCUUUUGUGCCCAACCUCCCCUUCCAUUGGUAGUGAACAACACUUGAUAUUGAGCAGUUGUGUUACAGUUUUGAGUCAUAUUGGUUUAGCGUUAUUGUGGCCUUUUUCAGAUAGCUGCAUACCAAAUAUAUUAUCUUGUAUUAUUAACAACUAUUAAAGAGCAGUCAUUACUUCAGUAGCAUAAUAGUAGCAUACUGGUAUGUCAACAUUUCUGAAGUGAAGCUCAGUAGGAAGUUCUGACUAUUGAAGUCCAUGGGAUAUUUGGCUUGGCCUUUAUUUUGCCAAGAAGAUUAAAUUAAAACUUCAAUUUUAAAUUGCUUUAAAAAUUAAAUGAAAAUUUUAAAUUGAGUUAGAAAUUUCUCUGAAAGACUUCUUCUACAGAUGCUUCUUGCUAUUUAAGUUUUUCUGGAGGCUUCUUAAUUUUCCCUCUAAUAAUUGAUUGUUUCUUUUCACAAAUUCAAAACUCAAGCAAAGUCUGAAGAACAUGGCAGGUUAAUUAUUUACGACAUCUAGUGUUUAAGUCCACGAUGGCACUCUGCUACUAAAUGAGUAGAUAAAUACAUGAAAGCCAUAAUAUAUAGUGUAACUUAUUUUUAUAUGUUGCAAAACUAAAGAAAAAACUCCAAACAUGUCUAUAACAUUUCCUUACCUUUAACUUUUUUUUUAAAAAAGAGACUUCCUUUUUUUUGAUGUCAUUUAAUGAAAAACAGUCUUGUAGCAAAAUGAGAGUGUUCAAGUAGCUUUUAAUAUUAGGGAAAUGACUUUAAAUGUCUGUAGUUCUACUGCUUUUAAAAGCUUUUUAAAAUAUUUCUAUAUCACAUAUAACUUCAUAUUGAAAGGAAGCAAAGAAAGUUGGGUUUUUUUACUAACUUAACACACAGUGUAGAGAACUCUUUGUUAAGUUUGUAGGAUAUGUAAGCUUGACACAUAGGCCGCACAGUUCAUGAAGACAGUAGUAGCUGAAGGUAGCAAAAAUAUCUUAGCAUCCUUCUAUGUAUGCUUUUCAGUGUUAAUGAAGUAAUUGUGCAUAUUUCCAUCUCUUGAUUUCUUCAAGUUCUGAACUCUUGCUGAUGUACCUGGAUGACAGCAGGGAGUUAGACCAUUAUUUUGGGUAUUUUGCUUACAGGUAAUUUGUUUUCCUGACACUGAACUGUAUAAUGUUUUUAAUUCCCAAAUGGAGGUGACUAUAACAAGAGUGAUUAAAAAGAUUUUUAGGGCUUUUGUCCAUGUCUCAGGAUUACUGUAGUGCAAGUGGCUACACAUGGUGUGUGGAGACCCACUCUGCCUAUCUCUAUAAGGGUAUGUUUUGCCUUGUACACAAUCUGAUUUGUAUGUUACAAUAAAGCUUGUUUCAACCUUUUUGAGAAAAAAAA